AUGAAUUCGUCACACAGUACUUGGCCAGUUUUUCUUAUUCCUUACAAUUUGCCACCAUGGUUGGUUAUGAAGCAACCAAAUUUUAUUCUUUCUUUAAUCAUCCCAGGUCCCAAUGGUCCAGGAAACAAGAUAGAUGUGUAUAUGCAACCUUUGAUAAAAGAAUUGAAGGAGUUAUGGGAAGAUGGAGUUUCUACAUUUGAUGCCUCAACGAAACAAUACUUCCAGUUGAAGGCAUCUAUUAUUUCUACCAUAUCUGACUUUCCAGGCUAUGCCAAUCUGUCCGGGUGGAGCACUAAAGGAGCACUUGCAUGUCCUGUAUGUGGUUUUGAUACCGAUUCCAAUUGGCUUAGUCACGGACGAAAGUACUGUUACAUGUGUCAUCGAAGGUGGCUUCCAUCUGACCAUCGUUGGCGUUCAGAUACAAGAUCCUUUGUUGGACACCAUGAAUUUAGAGUUGCUCCUAUUCCUUCUUCUGGAGAGGAGGUUCUACAACAACUAGAUAACACUGAAUUUCUUGUCGACAAGGAUGUCCCUGGUCCAUGGAAAAAGAAAAGUAAUUUUUUUAUGUUGCCAUAUUGGGAGCAUUUGUUGUUGCGUCACAAUCUUGAUGUUAUGCACAUUGAAAAGAAUGUUUGUGACAACAUAGUGGGGACUUUAUUGGGACAAGAAGGAAAGUCAAAAGAUAACUAUAAAACAAGACUUGACUUGCAACAAAUGGGUAUAAGAAAGGAACUGCAUCCAAAGAAGCGGCCUAGAAGUAAUAUCACCUUCAUGCCAAAAGCUUGCUAUCAAAUGACUCGGGGUGAAAAGACUGAAUUUUUAAAAACCCUUAAGUCAAUUAAACCUCCCGAUGAAUUUUCAUCUAAUAUCUCUCGAUGUGUACAGUUAAAUGAGUGCAAACUAAUUGGGAUGAAGAGUUAUGAUUGUCACUUGUUGAUGCAAGAAUUUUUGCCUAUUGCGUUACGUGGAACUUUACCAGACCAUGUAAGCUCGGCUAUAAUUGAAUUAUGCAAUUUUUUUAAGAUCAUUUGCUACAAGGAUUUAGCUGAUGUCGAUCUGCAUUUUAUUGAGUCUAAAGUUGCUGUCACUUUAUGCAAACUAGAGAAGAUAUUUCCUCCUUCAUUCUUUACUGUAAUGGUGCACUUGGUGAUCCAUUUAACAACAGAAGUUAAGCUUGGAGGUCCUGUUGCAUUUCGGUGGAUGUACCCUAUUGAAAGGGACCUUUUGAAACUUAAGUCAUACGUUCAUAAUAGAGCUCAUCCUGAAGGAUCAAUUGCUGAAGGUUAUUUAGCUGAGGAAAGUAUAACAUUUUGCUCUAGGUAUCUAUCAAAAGUAGAAACCGUCUUCACUAGAGCAAUUAGGAAUGAUGAUGAGGGUCACCAAAAUCACAUUGAAGAAUCCAACAAUCUUUGUCCCGGUCGUGCCAUAGGUCAUAAAUUGCAUUCGGGCGUAUCUAUUCGCAAAAGAAGGAGAUCUUCAAAUUCAAACAUUGAUGAGAAGUCUCUCACUCAAGCACAUCGUUAUGUAUUAUUCAAUGUUGAGGAUCACAAACUCAUAAUCAAGGGACAAAACCGUUCUCGUCGGAUGCCAGAUUAUGAAAUGAACAAGAUUCACUGCCAACAGUUUGCUGGUUGGUUCAAGAAAAGGGUUGCACGUAUGGAAGAGCAAGGGGAUGAUGUAACGGAAGAGAUAAAAUGGCUUGCUCGUGGUCCACUUAAAAGUGUGAAACGAUACUCUGGUUACCUUGUUAAGGGUUAUCGUUUUCACACAAGAAAACGAGAGAAAUCACUAAGAACCCAAAAUAGUGGUGUCGUUGUUACUGUAGAAGGUGCAAGUUACGCUAGUAGUCGAGAUAGAAGGCCUGUUCAUGGUGUGACUAACUACUUUGGUAAAUUGAAUGACAUUAUUGAGUUAAACUACUCAGGUCAAAUCCGAGUAGUUUUAUUCAAAUGUGAUUGGGUUGACAUCAAUAGGGGCUGCAAGAUAGAUAAUGGUUUAACAUUGGUUAAUUUCUCAUACAAGGCACAUACAGGGGCUAAUUUAAUGGAUGAUCCAUUUGUAUUGGCAGCACAAGUUGAUAAGGUGUUCUAUAUAACAGAUCCCAAGCACAAAGAUUGGGAGGUCGUGAGACAUGUAAAAGUAAGAGAUGUAUUUGACAUGGGAAGUGUUGAUGAUCAAGUUGGUCCUUAUUCGAAUGAUUGCACAUUUGAUGUGCCUAACUUGCAUAGGAUUGGGGAUGAUGGUGAAGAUGGCAUAGACAUUACGCCCGAUAUGGAAUGUGAAGUAGAUGUUGAAGAAAACGACGAUGAGGGCUCGGGUUAA
Molecule: messenger RNA, 2322 nt
Organism: Helianthus annuus (common sunflower)
Lineage: Eukaryota; Viridiplantae; Streptophyta; Magnoliopsida; Asterales; Asteraceae
Exons: 4
Coding region: 1-2322 (773 amino acids)
Source: RefSeq, a predicted model, not a curated record